UCUCAGGAAAUCUAGCAUUCUCUGAUAUUCCACAUGACAUUAGUCUUAUGCAUAACAUUUUGCAUGGUCUACGUCCAGCAAUUCCUUCACACGUUCCAAUGUUAAUAGCUAAGCUUAUUAUGAAAUGUUGGGAUGCAAGACCAAAUAAUAGACCAACUUCUGAAAAGGUAUAUGACAUCUUAAGAAUAUGGAAUAAUGAUGUUUCAAAUGAUAGUUCAACCGAAAUUGUCAUUCAAAUUAAAGAGUGUGAAGAAACAUCUAAUGACCUUACAAAAUCUGUCGAAUAUUACUACAAAACGCAUCCUGAAGCAAAAUAUACUAGCCAAUUCAUAGAACAUACUAAUUAUCAAUUACCAUUAAAUGCAUUGGAUUAUGAUGAAAAACAUGGAAUAUUAG
Racocetra fulgida is the source of this 396-nucleotide messenger RNA. The record is from the annotation of a GenBank genome assembly. NCBI's taxonomy places the organism in Eukaryota, Fungi, Glomeromycota, Glomeromycetes, Diversisporales, Gigasporaceae.